GGGGCUGGGGUUAGGGAGGUGAGGGAAGAGCUUAAGUGUAGAGCUCUGUUAGUUGUGGAAGUGGUAUGCAUUUUUAGUGCAUUCAGCUUUGCUUGGGUUUGGAUUUUCCUUCACUUCCUCUGCAGUAAAGACAUUAUAAUCUUGCAAGUGUUAAUUUUUGACUAGUUCUAGCAUAGACUUAGGACAGGAAGAAGCCUGUUUAGGGCUGUUGGAGUUUGGAUCUUGUGCAAUAUGUGGGAGUUGUGCUCCAGCUAUUUUUCUGUUAGGUAUAUGAGGAAAGACAGAGGGAGUGGAAAGAGCUCAGGCUUUGCUUAUUUUUUAUGCUGCAAACAGUGUAGCCCUGUAGAGGAAAAAGGAUUUGAAGUGUUGACCUGGCAUGUUAAAGUCAUGGGUAGCACUUGACAGCAUUUUCUCUCUUAGAAGUUCCUCAGACAUAUGGGAAGGUGGUCAAGAGCAGGAGCUGCUGCUACUGCCCUCUUGACUGGAAAUAGUAGAUGCCAGUAGAAUCAAAAACAGGAGUAACAAAUAAUAUGUAGGACAAUUGCAGGAGCUCUCAGAGUCCUGGUGUUUCAGGCCUGCAGAAGCUCAGCCUUGUGUACCAAGCUGUGGGGCUGCCUGAGGAGCUUUCACAAACAGCACUUUAUGUAGCUUAUUGCAAGCUGUGCAGCACUCACACAACCACACAGUAUUUACUGGUUGGAAUUGUUGGGCCAGCUGGACCACAGUGCACACAGCCAUGUGUCUUCCCAGAAGUCAGCAAGAUGUGUUUGCGCAUCCCAGCAAGCUCUGCUUGUGAGUAGUUCAGUGGCCUCUUUCUCCUUUGACUCUGUAUAUGGAAGGAGAUGUGUUAUGUGUAACCGAGCCAAGAAUGGCCCAACUCUGCUCUCUGUACAUUUCCAAGCACCAAUAAGUCUAAUAGUUGUGCUUAUUCUGUGAUAAAUGACGAUAAGCACUGGCUGAGGAAGCUGUUGUCUGUGGAGACAGCAUCCGUGUGUCCACUGACCCCUGUUGUCUCUUACUCUGUGCUGAUGGCACGUGCCAAACCCCACGUUGUCUCAGUGCCAGCUGACCACAGGAUCCAUCCAGCCGACUGCUUUGCGGUGAUGAAUUGCUGUAUUUGCUGCUGGCUGCAUAUGGCAGGCAAAGACGCUGAGAACUGGAUCAUCUGCCUUCAUUAUUCUUAUGGGAGCACAGAAGGAUCUGAAAACUGUGGUCAAGCCAGACGCUAAGCCCACUCGGAUAAUACACCUUUUAUUGAAGGGGUCUAUUUACUAGGAAAAUAUGGGCAGAAGAAAAUCAGAGAAAUCCAAGAACGUGAGGCAGCUGAAUACAUCGCCCAGGCACGAAGGCAGUAUCAUUUUGAGAGUAAUCAGAGGACAUGCAAUAUGACAGUGCUGUCAAUGCUCCCUACAUUGAGGGAUGCCUUAAUGCAUCAGUUAAAUUCUGAGAGUCUCACAUCUCUUCUUAAAAAUAGGCCAGCAAACAAGUUAGAAAUAUGGGAGGAUUUAAAGAUAAUAAGUUUCACAAGAAGCAUUGUAGCUGUCUAUAGCACCUGUAUGCUAGUAGUUCUUUUGCGAGUCCAAUUAAAUAUAAUUGGUGGUUACAUCUACUUAGAUAAUGCUGCAGUCUGCAAGAACGGCACAACACCACUAGCUCCCCCUGAGGUUCAACAGCAAUAUUUAUCAAGUAUCCAGCACCUGUUAGGAGAUGGACUGACUGAGUUAAUAACUAUCGUUAAACAAGCUGUGCAUAAAGUUUUUGGAAGCAUUUCCCUUAAGCAUGCCCUGUCUCUUCUGGAGCUGGAACAGAAACUAAAAGAAAUCAGGGACGUAGUGGAACAUAGAGAUUCAGAUCAGGUCGCACCUUAUUCUCCCUUAUGUCAUUAUCUGAUGCCAGAUGAAGAAAACCCCCUCGCUACCCAGGCUUGUGGACUCACAGAAAGAGACACUGCUACAAUUAAAUUACUUAAUGAAACUAGAGAUAUGCUGGAAAGUCCAGACUUCAGUACAGUUUUGAGCACGUGUUUAAACAGAGGAUUCAGUCAACUGCUGGACAAUAUGGCAGAGUUCUUCAGACCUACUGAACAGGACUUCUCUCAGAAUGGCUCUGUAAAUAGUCUCUCCAGCGUCAGUCUUCCUUUAGCCAAAAUAAUUCCAAUAAUAAAUGGGCAGAUCCAUUCAAUAUGCAGUGAAACACCCAGUCACUUUGUUCAGGACUUACUGAUGAUGGAACAAAUGAAAGAUUUUGCUGCUAAUGUUUACGAAGCUUUUAGUACCCCUCAGCAACUAGAGAAAUGAACUGCACAUUAAUAGGAAUAGAUAAUGUAUUUAUAAUGCAUCUUUGUGACUACUGAUGAGAUUGGGGUUAAUUUUAUAAUGGCGUAGGAGUGGUAGAGCAGCAGAAAGAACAUACUGAAAAAACUGGGAACGAGACCAUAGUUGUUCUGUCUAAUACAAUUCUAUUUCAAAUGCCCAUCAAAAUAUUCUUGUUGAAAGAAUCACUGUAUGUAAAGAAUUUUCUAUUAAAAGGUUGUUAAACUCUUGCAUAAUUUGAUUAUUUUUAUUGCAUUUGAAAGGCAUCUUGGGACAGUACUACUAGAAGUUAGUAAAACAAACAAACUUGGUGGCCUGGGGUGUGUAUGGUUUGGAAAAAACAUUAAUGGUAGCGACUGAAGAAUAACAGACCCAAGUAAGGCUUCUCUUCUUCAUCCCUCACAUUUGUCUUUUGUUGUAAAAGACUUCUUCCCUUGACUUUACAACUGUUGCUCCAAAGAGCUUCUUAUUCUUCAAAAAGCCUUUGCCAACUGCUGCCCAUGCCUCUUGAACAAGUUGGGGGUGCUCUCUUUGUUACUUACAGAAUGUGGAUUUUUAGACGUUCUUGUUUAGCUGUUUGAACAGCUACACUGUACACAUUAACUUGUAAAUAUUUUAUCUUAAUUUGUAUUAAUUUUGAGCCCAAUUGUCUGUAUUGUAAUAAAAUAUUUUAAUGUAAAA
This is a messenger RNA of Gallus gallus (chicken), 2993 nucleotides long. RefSeq names its product peroxisomal biogenesis factor 3 (gene PEX3). Gene Ontology annotation, cellular component: peroxisomal membrane. Gene Ontology annotation, biological process: protein import into peroxisome membrane. The transcript has 13 exons. The record is from RefSeq and is a predicted model, not a curated record. Gene Ontology annotation, molecular function: protein-macromolecule adaptor activity. NCBI's taxonomy places the organism in Eukaryota, Metazoa, Chordata, Aves, Galliformes, Phasianidae. The coding region runs from base 1386 to 2297 and encodes 303 amino acids.